CUCUACACCAAGUUUUGGUGGGUAGUGGUGCCAAUCUGUUUUGAAUAGACAAUGACUGCUCGAGUUGUCUUCUCAGGCCAUGCCACAGGACAGAUUACACCCUCCAAAGCAAUGGUAGGGGCUCUUCGUUUCUUGCCUAUGAAAACAUGUCCGCUUAAGAUUAAUAACACGAAGAGUGUAGGGCAGCAUAUAUACAUGAAAGCAAGGAUAUGGAACAAACCCAUCAGAGAACGUAGGUUGAAGGUAGUCAUGUUAUCAGCGAGCAGUGGUGAUAUUGGGCCUAAUCUACUUUCUUCAUCUGACUCAAUUAAGCAAUUCUAUACCUCUAUCAAUGAGAAGAAUUUGAACAAACUCCGCGAGUUCAUCUCUGAUAAUUGUUAUUUUGACGAUUGCUCAUUCAUCAAACCAUUCCAGGGGAAAAAGGAGGUUAUGGAGUUCUUUGGGCAACUAAUCACGAGCAUGGGUCAAAAUGUCAAGUUCAAGAUAGGACACAUGUGCGAGGGAGAUGAUUUUACAAUUGGAGUAACUUGGCAUCUAGAAUGGAACAAAAAACAGAUCCCCUUCACCAAAGGCUGCAGUUUUUAUGAAUGUUCAAUGGAAAACGGAACCAAACUAGUCAUCAAGAGAGCUCAAGUUCUAAUCGAGUCGCCAAUGAAACCAGGAGGCUCAGUAUUGAUUUUAUUGAAGAUUGUGACUUCACUAUUCGAUGCAUUUCCAACCGCUACAGAGUGGUUCCUAAAGAGUCCACAGGGUGUGCUACAAGUAAUAUUAAGGAUUUACAACAUGGUUUUGGGACCCUUUAUAAGCCCCUUUCUAGCUUGGUACCUUAACCUCUGGAAAUUCAUGGCUAUCUUUCUCAGCUACACACUCCAGACAUUGCUCUUCAUUUCGAAGAUUUUCUUCAAGUAGAAGACAUUUUGAGCAUGUUUCAUUGACAAAACAUUGUAGAUGAGAACAUAGUCGUAAAAAGGGUGUUCUAUGAAGCAAGUUCAAGAAUGGUGAUCUCACGUAAUAAUGUUCCAUAUGAUUUCAUAUCUAUAUUUAUUAGAAGAAAUUAAAAGAAGUACAGUUGUAAAUUGUUGGGGAAAAAAGCUAUAAAUUUGGCAAUUGCUUUUUCAGUAUUUUUCUUUUUAUUAUUA
Camellia sinensis is the source of this 1139-nucleotide messenger RNA. The record is from RefSeq and is a predicted model, not a curated record. Lineage: Eukaryota; Viridiplantae; Streptophyta; Magnoliopsida; Ericales; Theaceae.